AGUCCACACCAAUUUCAGUUGCAUUGACUUCGAGCGACGAAUAAGCUAAAAAUGUGUAAAAUAAUUGUUCAACUGCUGAGUUUUCUGUGCAUUAUUUUGUGCAGCGCACAAACAGUGCACUCCUGCCAAUUAUUUGUGCGUGACCCGUCCCCACUUUUCUCAAAAACAUUCGGCUCAAAAAACAUCACUUUCAGAUCCACCGAAAACCAUAUAAAGCUUAACAAGGGUGAAUCUAUACAGGCAUACUGCGGUAGUGGCAUAGUCGUUACAACAAACUACAAUGACCAGAGACACAAUCAGUACAAAAUGGCUUCAUUUUUUUGUGAUGAAAAUAAUUAUAUUCAGAUCAGAGGACUAGAUUUUGACAGUACAGAAGAAUAUACAAUCUAUUGCUCCUCGUCAUCUAGUUCAAGCCUUUACGAAAGCAAAAAAAAAUUGCCUAAUUGUGAUGAAGCCCUGAGCUAUGGAAUUGGUGAAAAAAUUCCCUUAAUAGGAACGAUUAUUAAGCUUGCGAUAUGCUAUGACAUUGAAACAUUUGAAUUGAAGUAUGCCAACUACAUAGCAUACGAGAAAAAGGAUAUUUUGAUUUCUCCCGAGCAAAGUGUAAAUAGCAAACUGGGGGUGGAACUCGAACAAAAGGUUGACGAUCUUCAAAAUUACUUCGAUUUUAUGAGUCAACAAUCUUUUAAUAUCUCCAGAGAUAGGGAACCAAAUACAUUUUUCAGAGCUUUCAGCUUUGAUUUUGAAAGCAUUCUUCAAGAUGAACAGUUACGCAAACAGCUCGAUAAAUGGACUUAUAUUUUUAAUAUAAUGUGGUGGAGCCAAUUGCGCCAAAACAAUUGGCGUUUUUUCCUCGAUGCCUUAAAGGAACGGGCAAAUUCUGAAAAAUAUAUGGUGUUUGUUGGAUCUUACGGGAACGCAACUAUGCCCAUAACAAGAAGCUCUAGCGACCCACCGGAGGAGUUGGCAGUGCAAUCAUAUGGCUUAAAAGUUUCGGCGCCAAUGUUCGUCUGGGCAUAUGUGAAAUUACUUUCACCCAGUAAGGCAGAGGAAUUCGUAUUAAUCGGACACAAUUCUCCCUACAUGGAAUCUCCAGAUCAUACCGAAUUUUGUACGACUGAUAUUUGUGAUAGUAUUUUAUGGCUGAAGGAAAGUAAAUUUGGCCAUCUUCGGCGUGUACCCACAUUGGGCUACACGUUUUGUUGUCGGGCAGAAGAGGUAGCGAAGAUAAUAGAUAAUUUUCCUAUGCCUAAAGGAGCACUCGAAACAACCACCGCAGCUGCCGUAGACCUUACCACGUCAAUGACAUUUUUAUAAUUUUUAUGUCUUUUUUAAUAUUUGAGCUACUUAAACUUUAAUAGAGUUCUGAAUUGAAUAAUAGCGGUGAAUUAUAAUAAAUUAAAAAAAUUUAAUAAAACGUUAGCGAUUUCCCAAA
Anastrepha ludens (Mexican fruit fly) is the source of this 1435-nucleotide messenger RNA. RefSeq lists its product as uncharacterized. The transcript is spliced from 5 exons. Lineage: Eukaryota; Metazoa; Arthropoda; Insecta; Diptera; Tephritidae. The record is from RefSeq and is a predicted model, not a curated record. The coding region runs from base 52 to 1317 and encodes 421 amino acids.